ACUAACCGGCGCCAUAGACGAACGCCACGUAUUUUGCUAUGUGCUAAUCGUGUCGCCGCGUACCGGCGAGUGCGUAACAUAUAGGAGCGUUUAUCGCGACGAUUCGUCCCAGCGGGGACAGAGAAUUCGUUACGUUACUCACGUUCAACGCCGCUGUCGGUGUCUCGGGCCUCGUCGACGAUGUCUCGCGUUCACGCGGGUGCGUUAAUCUGCGCCCUCGCGCUCUGCCUGGCCGGGUACAGCAGCUGCACCGCGGCCGACCUUGUGGAUCCGGAGCUGGUUGUCAGGAACGUCGAGCGGCACAUCGACCUGCAGUCCCAGCUGACCAAGAUCACAACCCGAGUGGUGCUGGACAACAGCGGCAAGGACCGCGGCGUCCCGCACUUCCUCUUCUGCCUGGACGACGCCCAGAGCAAGUCCAUCAGUUAUGUAGCGGCGCGCGUGGAGCCCGGUAAGGGGGACCUGAAGGUGAAGGAGACCAAGGUGCCGGCGCAUCGCGACAGGGUCUUCUACUCGGUCGACCUCGGCAACCAUCUGGCGGCCCGUCGCACUCUCACCGUCGAGCUGGAGACGGUGUUCACGCACGAGCUGGUGCCGCAUCCCAAGCAGAUCACCCAGCAGGAGAAGCAGCUCGUCAAGUACACGGGCAACGUGUACGCCUGCCUGCCGUACACCGUCAACAAGCAGACCACGUACGUGGCGUUGCCCACGCGCAAUCUCGAGAGCUACACCAAGGUCAAGCCGGUCUCCCAGACCGGCACGAUGCUGGCUUACGGACCGUACGAGACGCAGCCGCCGUUCGCCCACGAGGAGAUGGUCGUGCACUUCGAGAACAACAACAAGUUCCUCACGGUGACGAGGCUCGAGAGGAUCCUCGAGAUCUCGCACUGGGGCAACAUAGCCAUCGAGGAGCACAUCGAUCUCUUGCAUACCGGGGCGUUGCUGAAGGGCUCCUUCUCGCGUUACGAGUAUGCUCGGGAAUCCAAGUCCGGGCAGGCCAGCAUCCAGAGCUUCGACACCGUCCUGCCGGCGGCCGCGUCUGACAUUUAUUACAGAGACGAGAUCGGUAAUAUCUCCACGUCGCACACCCGCGUCAAGAAGGACUCGGUGGAGCUGAAUCUGCGCCCGAGGUUCCCGUUGUUCGGCGGCUGGAAGACCCGUUACACGAUCGGCUACAACGUACCCAGCUACGAGUACCUCUUCAACUCCGGGGACGAGUUCGCCCUGGAGAUGAGACUGCUGGAUCACGUGUUCGACGACAUGGUCGUCGACGAGAUGGUCCUGAAGAUCAUACUGCCGGAGGGCGCGCGGAACAUGAAGCUGGAGCUGCCGUAUCCCGUGACCCGCCUGCCGGACUCCCUGCACUACACGUACCUGGACGUCACCGGGCGUCCCGUGAUAUCCGUGACCAAGAACAAUCUGGUGGAGAAUCAUAUCCUGAGCUUCAGGCUGCGCUACACGUUCCCGCGUCUGCUGAUGCUGCAGGAGCCGCUGAUGAUCGUGCUGGCGCUCUGGCUGAUGUUCCUGGCGGUCAUAGUGUACGUGAGAUGCGACUUCUCCAUAGACAAGGACGAGGCGUCGGAGAGCAAGCUGAGGAUCGCCGGGCAGUGCGAGAAGAUACUCGCGGCGCAGGACCGCCGGAACGCGACCUACUACAAUCUCGAGGAGCAGCUGUCGUCCCUGAAGGUGUCCAAGGACACGAACGGUUUCCUGUCCGCGAUAAAGGGCAUCAAUCAGGAGUACAAGGCGGUGAACAACACGUUCAACGAGAUCGCGCAGAAGAUAAAGGGCGAGUCCAGCGACGUGUACGAUCGCAUACAGGAGCUGCAGAAGUGCGAUCGUUACCUGAAGGAGGUCUACAGCCAGUUGCAGGCGUUGUACUUGGAGAAGCUGAUCCCGGGCAAGAUCAGCCGGCAGCAGUUUAUCGACACGGAGACGAGCAUCACCAGAAAGAAGGAGGACUGGAUCGAGAAGAUCAACACGAUCGUCAAGUCGCUCCGGUAAUCCGUGUACCGCGAACGAAUCUUCGAAAGGACUUCGAGAGCAACGACGAGGGGCGGGGGGUGCAUUUGCAAUACAGUAACGACCUCGCAUCU
Messenger RNA from Wasmannia auropunctata (little fire ant), 2096 nucleotides. It is a transcript of the gene Rpn1, whose product is annotated as dolichyl-diphosphooligosaccharide--protein glycosyltransferase subunit 1. Lineage: Eukaryota; Metazoa; Arthropoda; Insecta; Hymenoptera; Formicidae. The coding region runs from base 181 to 2004 and encodes 607 amino acids. The transcript has a single exon. The record is from RefSeq and is a predicted model, not a curated record. Gene Ontology annotation, cellular component: membrane; oligosaccharyltransferase complex.